AUGACUUGCAGUGAAUUUAUAGACGAUCCAAGUCUGAAGGAAUUCUGCAACAAGAGAUUAGAAUUCUCCAGCAACACAUCAUCUAUCAUACUAAAGAUAAGAGAUCCUUCCAGGCAUGAAAAUUGGAACUUCACUCUGAAAUAUGUGUUGACGGGCCCAUCGCCCUGUAAUCGUCAAGACAUCAAAAUUAUAAGAGGUAGGUGACUGAAAAUGUACUGUGGUUGCUUACAUAUCCACUUCUUUAUCUGCAGGGGUCAUGGGUUCAAAAUUUAAGAGGUCUGAAUUUUUUCAGGUCUUAUUUUCACUACUGCUCAAGAAGAUCGCUUACAUAUUUAUAUCUUUAUCCGCAGUUCAAAUAUAUGACUUUCAUAUAUGCACAGUCGUUUAUUCACCCCUUCAUGGGUUUAUUUGGUACCAACAUAAUGACCAGCUCCCUCUUGGUUUGUUAGCUCAGUUGGUAGAGCAUUGCACCGGCAUCUCAAGGGUCGUGGGUUCAAAUCCAGUAGAGGCCUGAAUAUUUUUUUCAGCCUUUAUUUUCACUACUGCUUAAGUAGUGUUCAUUACUGUGAAGAUGGCUUUCAUAUUCAAGUUGCAAACUUGAUUUGAAACCCCAAAAAUGUUAGACAUUUUCCAUGACUGUUUCAAUUUUUUUUUUUUUGGGGCAGUUAUACCAUCUGCAGUCAACACUGAGUCUCCUGGUGGUCAAAACAUGUCUGACAACCCACAAAUCGAAGGUAGGGUUUCAAUGAAAAAUUGAUGUUUGUUAGUUUGAGUAAAAUUUAAUUAAUUCUUUUACUGGUUGUUAAUUCUCUCCUGAGCAUUGCACCGGUAUCACAAGGGUCAUGGGUUCAAAUCCCGUACGGGUCUGAAUAUUUUUUCAGGCCUUAUUUUCACUACUCCUCAAGUAGUGUUCAUUACUGUGAAGAUGGCUUUCAUAUUCAAGUUACAAACUUGAUUUGAAACCCCAAAAAUGUUAGACUUUUUUCAUGACUGUUUCAAUUUCUUUCUUUUUUGGGGCAGUUACGCCAUCUGUAGUCAACACUGAGUCUCCUGGUGGUCAAGGCAUGUCCGACAACCCACAAAUCAAAGGUAGAGUUUCAAUGAAAAAUUGAUGUUGGUAGUUCAAGUAAAAUCGAAUUAACCCUUUUACUGGUUGUUAAUUCUCUCCUGUAGCUGCUACACAUUUCCUUGUAAAUUAGUUAUGAGAACUUGGUGCUAGAUCAAGAUAGCAGCCUCUACCUGAUAAGUGUGAAUAUUCUCAUUACCUGUUUACUGAAGAAUGUAUGAAUAUUGUUGGGAGAAGUUUUACAUUAAUCACUUCUGGGAGUUAAAGGGAUAAAAUAUUAAAUUAUUUUGAACUCAAUUAAGGCAUGUUGAGGUCUUCAGAGCAUUUGGAAUUUUUUCACUGUUAAAACCCUGUUUAAACCACUAACUCCCAAGAUCUAAUUGUCAAUUCUCCCCUCUGGCUACUACAUAUUUCCUUUUAAAUGAGUUACAAGAAUUUGUUGUUAGAUCAAGACAACAACUUUUAUUUGAUAUGUUUGAAUAUUCUCAUUACCUGUUUGCUGGAUCAUGUAUGAAUAUUACAAGGAGAAGUUAGAGGUUGAUCACUUUUGGAAGUUAAAGGGUUAAGAAUCAAGUCAGGUAGUUAACCCUUUCACUCCCACAAGUGACCAAGACAGAAUUUCUCCUUACAAUAUCAAUACAAUAUCAAGCAGGUAGGUGAUGAGAAUAGAGAAGAAUAUAAAUUAUGGGAUUAUUAGUUGAUCCAAUACCAAAUUCUCUGAACUAACAUCAUAAGAAUUGUAUGGCAGAUAGUAAGGAGAAUUACCAAUUAGAUCUUGGGAGUGAAAGGGUUUAUGUUUAUUUUUUUGCCCCCCUCAUUUAAUUAGCAUAGUUCAAUUUACAAUAAUUUCAAGUCUGAAGGAGAAUCAUUCUCAAGUGUAAAGUGCAUUUUGCUGUUUAGCUGCGGUCGACCUUUAAUUUGUGAACGUACAUUGUAAUGUAAACAUCACAUAAUUAUACAGUACCGCACAAACACCUCUUAAAUGUCAACAUUUGGAUGGCAGUCCCAUGAAGGUGUAACUAGGGUGUUCAUAUCUUGUCUUACUCUUAGGACCAGGCAGCAAAAUUAAGGCUACUUUUGGUGUUACCUUUGUGGCUGUUGCAGUAGUUUUAUUGCUGAUUGGAGGAAUUGCAUGUUGUCGUUGCAACGGAAACAGAAGAGGUGAUGCAAGGUUUGCUGAUAAAGUGGAGUUAGCCAAUCACCAAGCCAUAUUUGUACCAGGUGAUGCAUUUUGACCAAUCAGGAUCCAGAAUUUUGACACGCCCCAAACUUAUCAAACUUAUCAAACUUAUCCAGUCUUUUGACUGGAAUAACAGUGAUGGUAAAGCAAGCUUAAAACAGCAGAAACCGACGGAAACUACAAUGGACACACAGGAUGAUGUUAUUGAUUUUACGUGUAAAAUAUUUAUAUUUCGAAAUAUUUAUCGUUGUAAGUCGACCAUAUUUCGUUCCCCAUACUAUUCCUUAUAACGUGUUCAAAUUUUCAACGGUUCCUCUCGAAACUUAACACCGAGUCACACAACGCAAGACGCAUUCAUGAAUUAAUCGUUGGCUUUUUCUCGAGACGUGAGCUUGGGCUGCCUGUGGUUAAGGUCUUCAGAGCACUGACCAACCUUCAUGAAAUAGAAGGCUAUAAUAGAAAAUUGAAUUUUUAUAUGAAAAUACCCUUGUAAUAUGUAACCCAAGGCUAAUACUUUAUAAGGUAAAGAAGUAAAUAAUUUAAAAUAAAUAAAAAAAUUAAUUGUGCAAACAAGACUUGAAAAUAUGCAAACAAUUCUCCAACAUAGAGCUUAGAGUAAUUUUGAAUGGAGUGUCAAUACCACCGCUUUCCUAAAAAGUUAGAUGAUCAUAAAAUAAAAUCAGAAGCGAU
This is a messenger RNA of Pocillopora meandrina, 2936 nucleotides long. NCBI's taxonomy places the organism in Eukaryota, Metazoa, Cnidaria, Anthozoa, Scleractinia, Pocilloporidae. The record is from the annotation of a GenBank genome assembly.